Messenger RNA from Sphaeroforma arctica JP610, 520 nucleotides. RefSeq lists its product as hypothetical. The annotation marks the transcript as partial. The record is from RefSeq and is a predicted model, not a curated record. NCBI's taxonomy places the organism in Eukaryota, Ichthyosporea, Ichthyophonida. The transcript has 3 exons.
UAUUUAUAGAUUCCUCAUGUUGUUCUCACCCGUGGCGCGCUUGGUGGAUUAUAUUGAAGAUUGCGAUCGGGAGAUGGAGUUAAGGUCCAUCUCCAGAUCAUCAUCACUGGCUAAUUCGGCCCGGAACUCCGUGGCGAGCAUCCACAGCACGGCUGCAAGGGCGUCGCCUCCUACUUCGUCACAGAAUCUGUCCCACUUCACAUACGCCGAUCACAGCAACACCACCUCUCCACACACAUUCACCCAGCACGAGCAAGUGCAGGCACCCUCCCGGCACACGACCAGCACACAACACUCCUACACCCCCCCAACCAGCACAAGCUCGUCUACUAGUAAUAGUGCGAACACCAGUGCCACUGCGCUGGGGUCGUUGACCGCGCCCGCUGGUGGUCCCGGUAUUGCGGGGACACCUGGCCCGGUCCCUCCCUCCCAUACUCAGGCCCAGCGGGGCUUCGAAGCCUUUUGCACCUUCCAGACUGAAGCAGGUGCGUAUCAAGUACAUACAGGCACAUGUGUAUAA